Messenger RNA from Hevea brasiliensis (rubber tree), 1368 nucleotides. Its product is annotated as ABC transporter G family member 1-like. The record is from RefSeq and is a predicted model, not a curated record. Gene Ontology annotation, cellular component: membrane. Bases 16 to 1353 code for a protein of 445 amino acids. Lineage: Eukaryota; Viridiplantae; Streptophyta; Magnoliopsida; Malpighiales; Euphorbiaceae. Gene Ontology annotation, molecular function: ABC-type transporter activity; ATP binding; ATP hydrolysis activity. The transcript is spliced from 7 exons.
GAUAAUUCUGAAAUCAUGACUUCACUGGAAAUGGAAACCACUGAUAUUAACUUGGUUCAAACUCAUAUACCAAAGGAAGAUGUUGAUGAUGCUGUUUUCUUGAGUUGGAAGGAUUUAUGGGUGACAGUUCGUGAUGGAAGACAUGGAAGCAGGUCAAUCCUUCAGGGUCUUACUGCUUAUGCCCAACCUGGAGAACUUCUUGCUAUAAUGGGUCCUUCAGGUUGUGGCAAGUCAACCCUUCUCGAUGCGUUAGCAGGGAGACUGAAUUCAAACACAAUACAAGUUAGAGAGGUCCUCAUCAAUGGCCACAAGCAGGCACUGGCUUACGGAACAACGGCUUAUGUGACGCAAGAUGAUAAUUUGGUCGCAACAUUAACAGUUAGAGAAGCGGUUUACUACUCAGCUCAGCUUCAAUUGCCAGACUCAAUGUCCAACUCAGAAAAGAAGGAGAGAGCAGAGAGGACAAUAAGAGAAAUGGGAUUACAAGAUGCCAUGAACACAAGAAUAGGAGGCUGGGGAGCUAAAGGCCUCAGUGGUGGCCAAAAGAGGAGAGUAAGCAUUUGCAUAGAGAUCUUAACACACCCAAAACUUCUCUUCCUUGAUGAACCCACAAGUGGCCUUGAUAGUGCAGCUUCAUAUUAUAUCAUGAGCAGAAUUGCUAGCUUGGGCAGGAAUGAUGGAAUCAGAAGAACUAUCAUUUUUUCCAUUCAUCAGCCUAGCAGUGAAGUCUUUCAGCUUUUUAACAAUCUUUGCCUCCUUUCUUCUGGUAAAAUGGUGUAUUUUGGUCCUGCUUCAGCAGCCAAUGAGUUCUUCACCUUGAAUGGCUUCCCUUGCCCAACCUAUCAGAAUCAUUCUGAUCACUUCUUGAAAACCAUUAAUAAGGAUUUUGGAAGGGAUCUUGAGCAAGGAAUGAGUGAUGCAACGCCUACAGAAGAAGUGAUUAAUACCCUCAUUCAAUCCUAUACAUCGUCUGAAACUUACCAAGAAGUUCGAAAGAAAGUAGCAGAAAUAAAUAAAGAGGAUUAUGGAGCAACAUUGGAGAAGAAGAGAAGUCAUGCUAGUUUCCUUAAUCAAUUUCUUGUUCUUACAAGAAGAUCCUUUGUGAACAUGUACCGAGACAUAGGAUACUACCGGUUGCGCCUAUUUGUCUAUGUUGGAUUGGCUUUUGGUCUGGCCACCAUAUAUUAUGAUCUUGGCUCUAGCUAUGGUUCCAUCCAGGCUAGAGGUUCACUGCUUAUGUUCAGGUCUACAUUCCUCACGUUUAUGGCCAUUGGUGGAUUCCCUUCUUUCGUGGAAGAAAUGAAGGUAAUUUUUCUUUUCUAUAAAGAUUAUCUUCAUUCAAACUUUGUUUAAUUUGAGGGAUUAUAA